Salvia splendens (bonfire salvia) is the source of this 717-nucleotide messenger RNA. RefSeq lists its product as uncharacterized. Lineage: Eukaryota; Viridiplantae; Streptophyta; Magnoliopsida; Lamiales; Lamiaceae. Bases 1 to 717 code for a protein of 238 amino acids. The transcript has a single exon. The record is from RefSeq and is a predicted model, not a curated record.
AUGAAGCCUAGUUGUGAGCAACCUCGUGCCCCUGAGCCGCCAAGGAGGAAGAGGAAGAUGGCGCGGAAGGAAAAGGCGGCAUCCGUCCCAGUCCCAGUCCCACUCCCAUCCAACGCACCCAACGAAGAGUACGCAACAGGGCGUACUGACUACGAGUUGGAGGAGUACGUAAAGGUGGCUCAGUGUUGGGUCGAUAUAUCGGAGGAUUCGAUAUGGGCCAACAACCAGACUUCGUCCAGGAUGUGGGAUCGCAUUGAGGCCAGAUACAACGAGGUGAAACCGAUUUGGGAGUACAAGCGGACCAAGGUUCAGCUGCGCAAGUGUUGGGAUCGGAACAAGCUCCACGUCAACAACUUCUGCUAUAUCUACAACAGGAACAAGGACGCAAGGGGCAGCGGUGAGAGCAUGGAGAAUGUCCUCAAGAAGUCGAUGUCCGAGUACCAUAAGCAGUUCGGGCAGUUCAAGAUGUACAAUGUUUGGUUGAUCUUGAAAGACAAGGCGAAGUUCAACGGAGGGAUACCGGUUGGAUCCUCGGCUGCGAAGCGGACGAAGAACACCGCCACUGGCGGUUACACAAGCAGCGACCCAUCUCCUGUGGAUCUGAACGCUGAGCCGGAAGGGAGUUCCGGCACACCUACGUCUACUUUUAGACGACCCAUUGGCACCAAGGCUGCCAAAGCCCAGGCCAAAGGGAAGACGAAGGCGGCCGCGUCUUGA